AUGGUCUCGUUCAAGCUAGCAGCGAUUGCCCUCGCGGCAUCGCGAGCAGUGCAAGCUCAAAUCGACCUGCCCCCGGGGAUUGAGAUCGAGGACAUGGAAGAGAUCCCCUCCGAUGAAUCGAGACAGCAGACUCCCGCCCUCGCCGUCGAGAUCCGCACCUCCUUCCCACAGUCCGAGAUAUUUGGCGUCAAGCUCGUCAACGGCCACCCGACCCAGGCCGUGCUCGAUAUCACGAACAAGGAGCCAGCGCCCAUCACACUGCAAGUCGUGGGCGGGACCCUCACUACGCCCUUGGAUACCCCAGGGGCGCCUGAAGAGCCGCAGAUCGUGAGGAACUUGACAGCGCAGCGGUAUGGGGUGCUUAUCCCAGCGGGAGAGAGCGAGAGCGUGACAUACAGCUUCUCGACGGAGCUGCACCCGCAGGACCUGCGGUUGAACAUUGCGGCGGUCUUGCAACAAACUGAGGGCGCGGUGUUUACAAAGGUGGUCUUCAACGAGACGGUCAGUGUGGUGGAGGCGCCGAUGAGUAUAUUUGACCCGCAGAUCAUCUUCCUCUACCUCUUCCUCGCAGCCGCAUUCGGCGGCACCUGCUUCUUCAUCUACAACACCUGGAUCACGACGCUCUUCCCGCAGAAGCGCCGUGGCGGCAAGGGCGGCGAGCGGGCUAAGCGGUCGAGCGGCGGGAGCAAGAAGGUGGAUCCGGCGGACCAGACGAGCGUGGUGGGCGCUGAUGGGCCGGCGGUCACGACGGGCGCGAAGGCUUACGAUGAGAGCUGGAUCCCGGAGAGCCAUUUGAAGAGGCCAGAGGCGCGGAGGGUGGGGAGUGGGAGGCCGAAGAGUCGGGCUGCCUAG
This is a messenger RNA of Saxophila tyrrhenica, 852 nucleotides long. It is a transcript of the gene IRC22, whose product is annotated as Increased recombination centers protein 22. The record is from RefSeq and is a predicted model, not a curated record. NCBI's taxonomy places the organism in Eukaryota, Fungi, Ascomycota, Dothideomycetes, Mycosphaerellales, Extremaceae. Gene Ontology annotation, cellular component: endoplasmic reticulum; endoplasmic reticulum membrane. Bases 1 to 852 code for a protein of 283 amino acids. The transcript is spliced from 3 exons.